This is a messenger RNA of Nematolebias whitei (Rio pearlfish), 2211 nucleotides long. Its product is annotated as targeting protein for Xklp2-B. Bases 90 to 2165 code for a protein of 691 amino acids. The record is from RefSeq and is a predicted model, not a curated record. The transcript has 17 exons. Gene Ontology annotation, cellular component: spindle; microtubule. Gene Ontology annotation, biological process: regulation of mitotic spindle organization; activation of protein kinase activity. NCBI's taxonomy places the organism in Eukaryota, Metazoa, Chordata, Actinopteri, Cyprinodontiformes, Rivulidae.
GGCUCCGCGCGACGGUUUAGUAUUUUUCACUGUGUCCGUCAGACAGGACGCCUGCGGUAACUCGGAGAAGCAUUAGGGAGCCGGUGGUCAUGGCGGAAGCUUCACAGCGUUACGACUUCGACGCUCCGACCCACGUCGCAGAUUUUAUGGAGCUGGUGAACGCAGAAACGGACGAUAAAUGGUUUGACCAACGCACCGAGGGGGCAGAUCCUCACCUCGUCACUCCUGCUAAACCACAGCAAGGUGAUAAAGGUGGGAACUCCUCUGAGAAUGUUUCCACCACAUCUUCCAACAUCAUCACGUCGUGGGGAGGUGAACCUCAGGGAGUGGGCCGACCAAAGAGGACUGCUGACAAGAACCCUGCACAGCCACGCAGGGUUUCAAAGCGUAAAGAGAUGGACAGCAAUCCAAUUCCACUUCCCUCUAAGAAACAAAAAGAGGACCCGGUUCCUCUGAGCUCCCAGUCCAGUUUCCGUAGGAGCAAGCGGCUGAAGCCCAAGGUGGCCCCAAAGACCCGUGAAGUCCAUUCCAGCAGCAAAAACACAGAGCCGAACUCCUCCGAGCAGCUGGAGUUGGAGCGGAUCAGAAACCUCCAGAAGGAGGUGGCUCUGCACCGCAGGAGGAACGAGGCCAGCCUCAGGGCUGCUCUGGCCGGCGGUCCUCCACCAAAGAAGGCCGUCCUGUCCACGACGGUGCCCAAAGACUUCCACUUCCACACGGACUCCAGGAUCAAAGCUUCCACUUCUUCAGACGCGCCGUGCAAAGAAACCGACUUCGUUCAGCAGCUCAGAAAACCCUCCUCCCCUGUGAAAGCUCGAAAAGGAGCCACGGUUCCCAAACCGUUCAGCUUCUCAGUGGGUCACAACAAGAAGGAGGAGGAGCCCGAGGACUAUGUUCCCAUGGCUCAGAGGAUUGAACAGUUCCAGAACAGGACCCCCACCCGGUACCACCGGCCCAGCCGCAGAGACCAGGAGAGAGGACCGUCUCCGGUCAAAGGCCCCCACCUGAAGCUCACGCAGCCCCAGUCUCCGUGCCUGAAGACCCGUCAGAGGAGCAGACCUGCCGCCUUGAAGAGCAGCAGCGAGCUGGAGGCCGAGGAGCUGGAGCAGCUUCAGAAGUGCAAGAUCAAGGCUCUGGAGCUCAACAGGAAGAUCCUGGAGGGUGCAGAGGAGCUCAAGAAGCCGGCGGUGAAGGGGCCCACCGUCCCUCAAGGGUUCGAGCUGGAAAUAGAGAAACGUCUUCAGGACAGACACGCGUCCAAGAAGCCCCAGGAGGUCGAGGAGAAGCCCCACAGCUUCAGAGCGAACCCUCUGCCCCUGAAGGUCCUGGAGGGGGUGGUGGGACUACCUGAGAAGAAGGUUCCUUUACCGACAGUACCGGAGUCUCCGGCGUUUGCCCUCAAGAGGAGGAUCCGACCAGAGCGGAAGGUUGAGGAGGUUCUGCCGCCCCCGCCGGUCAAAGUUCAGCCCGUUCCUCACUUCGGCCUCACCUUCCAGCCGCGGCUCCCAGAGGACCACCAGAUCGAGGUCUGCCCCUUCAGCUUCGAGCAGAGGGAGAAGGAACGCCGAGCUCUGAAGGAGAAGAAGCUGGAGGAGCUGAGGAACGAGGAGGUGCCGCAGUUCAAGGCCCAGCUGCUGCCGGACUUCAGCACCGUGGUCCUCCCCGAGAAGAAGAAGCUGGACCCGACCAAACCAGAACCGUUCAAACUCCUCAUCGAUGAGCGAGGAGCGCUGAAGAACAGCCGCUGGGAGGAGAUGGUCCAAAAGGAGCAGAAACUCCUGGAGGAGGCGGCGGUGUUCAAAGCCCGGUCCAACACGGUCACACACAAAGAACCGUUCCGACCCCAGAAGGAGAGCCGACAAACCUUGGACAUUAAUUCUUCUGCAGUGGUGGAGCCCUUCGAGCUGGCCACGGAGCGCCGCGCCAAGGAGUGGCAGGAGUACGAGCAGCAGAACGCCGAGAAGAAGGCUCUGAGGGCCCAAAUGGAGGAGCAUCAGAGGCAGGAGGAGGAGCAGAGGGAGAAGGAGGAGAUCACCAGGCUGCGCCAAGAACAGGUCCACAAGGCCCAGCCCAUCCGGCAGUACCGACCUGUGGUGGUGAAGAAGAGCGAGCGGCCUCUGACCGUCCCCGAGUCGCCCAACUUCUCCGAACGCUUCCGCCUGUAGGCGGAGCCGAAACUUCACUACUGAAGAUACUUUUAACGUUUUUUAA